AUGGCGUCUGCAGGCGGCGAGCGGUUGUCGAGCAGCGACUUCAAGAAGAAGCGCGAGAUCGAGGAGGCGCGUAAGAACGGCACGUUGCCGCCGGAACAAGAUGCGGACGGGAAUCUCAUCAAUCCACACAACCCCGAGUACAUUAGCAAGCGGCCGUGGUACUUGGGAGACUCGGGGCCGUCGCUCAAGCAUCAGACGCUGCAGCAACAGGCGCAUCUCCUGUCGAUUCACGAGGCCGACGAGCUGUAUCGCAAGGACAGGAAGCAGUCGACAACAGUCUCAGGUAGACAGCGCAAGUGGCGCAAAGGCGCGUGCACCAACUGCGGCGCGGGGAGUCACAAGACGAACGAGUGCGUCGAGCGACCGCGGAAAGUGGGGGCGUGGAAGACCCAUAAGAACGUCAUGACGGACGACUUGAGAGUGGACGUGCGGUCGGAAAAGUUUGGGAAACUCGCGUUUGAUGCGAAGCGCGACCAGUGGCUCGGGUAUGACCCGAAGGAACACGCCAAGACGAUCGAGCGAUACGAGAAAGUGGACGCGGCUCGCAAACAGUUGCGCACGGAAGAGAUUAACAAGAAGCUGCAAGAUUCAGUGGAUAGUAAGGUGAAGAGGAAGAAGAAGAAGGAGAUGGACGAGCAGCUGAAGAAAGGAUCGGGGCAAGGGAAGGAGGACAUGGCGUGUCAGUCGGGUUCGGACUCGGACUCGGACUCUGACUAUGACUCGGACGUGCAGUCGGAGGAAGAAGCAUUUCGUGAUUACGAUGAAGGGCCCAUGUUCACAGAGCGCGUAGCACGUCAGGGAGGCGUGGGUGGUGCGCAGAUGAAAACGACGGUACGGAAUCUGCGUAUCCGGGAAGACACGGCCAAGUACCUUCGCAAUUUGAACCCGAACUCGGCCUAUUACGACCCAAAGACGCGAUCCAUGCGUGAUAAUCCGAAUCCAGAGCUGAAUCCAGAAGAUACGACGUUUGUUGGCGAUAACAUGGCUCGUUUUACGGGUGACGCGCAGAAGUUGGCGUCGGCGCAGCUUUUCGCGUGGGAGGCAUAUGCCAAAGGCACGGACAUCCAUUCGCUUGCGAACCCUUCGCAGGCUGAGUUUUUGAAAAAGCAGUACGAAGAGAGAAAAGCGGCACUGGAAAAGGAGAAGAGCCGCAAAAUUCUGGACAAAUACGGUGGCCAGGAACACCUGGAAGCACCACCGAAAGAGCUUUUGUUGGCACAGAGCGAGCACUAUGUGGAAUACUCGCGCGACGGCCGUAUCGUCAAGGGCCGCGAACGCGCGCCCGCACGUUCCAAGUAUAUCGAAGAUGCGCUGGAGAACAAUCACACGAGUAUUUGGGGCUCGUGGUUCGAUCGCAGUGAAAUGGCAUGGGGAUAUGCUUGCUGUCACUUAAGGGUCCGGAAGUCGUACUGCACGGGCGAUGAUGGAAAGAAAGCUUCUGCUGAAGCAAAGUUGGUGAAUGUAGAGCGGCCGAUGCUCAAGGUGCCUGAGAAACUCAAGUCUGGAUUGACCGACGAGACUGUAUCCGCUGAUGCAGGUGGUGUAAUCAGCAAGCGCAGCGAGCUGUACGGCGAGAAUGUUGCUCCGAAACUUGAUGAGAAGAAGCUGAAGAAAGCCAUCGAGAAGGCAGCUCAAGAGAAGAAAAGGCAAACGGAGAAGGACGACAAGAAACGCAAGUACAAUUCUGUGAGUAAUAGCGAGGUGAACGCCGAGGAGAUGGAAGCAUACAAAUUACUCAAGUCGCGUGGUGAUGACCCCAUGGCGAAAGUCCUCGGCACAGGUGUGCUGCUUGACGAAGAUGUAGGCAACGGAAGACGGUCAGUGCGCUAA
Peronospora matthiolae is the source of this 1830-nucleotide messenger RNA. NCBI's taxonomy places the organism in Eukaryota, Oomycota, Peronosporomycetes, Peronosporales, Peronosporaceae. The record is from the annotation of a GenBank genome assembly.